AUGGGUGGAACUCAAUUUUCAAAGAUAACGCACAAUAAAAAACGUUCCUUAUCUGAAUCAAGAAACAAGCACGAGAAAUCAUCGUCUUCGACGACACUGCACACAAAAUCCAGUUCCAAUCAUUCAAACAAUUUGUUACUUGAAACACCUAAUUCCUCCACUAAUAAUCUUUUGGCAUCAUUAACAACUCCACAACCCCCAACAUUCGAAGAAAUCGAUCGUCUCCAACAACUUCAUUAUACAUGGCGUUGGCUCUGGGAAACGAAUUAUUCUUCACCCGUAAAGAAACUUCUGCAGCGCAGACAUAAUGUACGAGUACUGGAUGUUGGAUGUGGUCCGGGUGUUUGGACACUGGAAAUGGCUUCCGAAUAUCCAAACGUCGAAUUCUAUGGCGUGGAUACUUUUGAAUCGUUCCCGACUGAAAUUAAACCGUCAAAUGUUUUCUUUUAUAAAGCGUCAGUUCUUGUUGGUCUUCCCUUCGAUUCAGAAUUCUUUGACUUUAUCGUGGUCAGAAAUUCGAAUUCGGUUUUUACGGUGCAAGAAUGGUCGGAAAAUGUGUUUAAAGAAUUGACGCGAGUCUUGAAGCCAAGUGGAAUGAUUGAAAGCCAAGAAAGCGUAUGGAAUGUAAAUACGAUGGGUCCUUCUUUCCAAUUAUUGGCAAAUACUUAUAAUUGCAUGCUUGAAUCGAAAAACAUCGACCUGACAAUCGCGAAACGUAUACCAGAAUUCAUGAAAAACACUAAAUGCUUAAUAAACGUAGCCGAACUCAAAAAAGCUCAUCCACUUUCAUUAGAAGAAGGUGGAAAGCUCGCUGAAUCAUUCCAACAAAUCGCACAUAGCGGAUUUAAAGUAUUAAAACCACAAUUGCUUCCACAAUUGCGCACAAGCGCGAAAUCCUACGACAAUCUUGUCGCGAAUAUUCAAUACGAAUUCGCCCAUUCCGAAGUUGUUCUUUAUCGAACAUUCGCGCAAAAAGUGUCGUCUGAAUAA
Ambispora gerdemannii is the source of this 990-nucleotide messenger RNA. The record is from the annotation of a GenBank genome assembly. Lineage: Eukaryota; Fungi; Glomeromycota; Glomeromycetes; Archaeosporales; Ambisporaceae.